Molecule: messenger RNA, 2468 nt
Organism: Camelus dromedarius (Arabian camel)
Lineage: Eukaryota; Metazoa; Chordata; Mammalia; Artiodactyla; Camelidae
Gene: KCNJ12
Product: potassium inwardly rectifying channel subfamily J member 12
Exons: 3
Coding region: 713-1999 (428 amino acids)
Biological process (GO): potassium ion import across plasma membrane; regulation of monoatomic ion transmembrane transport
Cellular component (GO): plasma membrane
Molecular function (GO): inward rectifier potassium channel activity
Source: RefSeq, a predicted model, not a curated record
GUUCUGGUGAGAGCGGGGCGCGGAGCUGGGUGCGCGCCGAGCCUCAGCCUCCCGCCGCCUCCUCGCCCUCCAUUCCUCUCUCCCCGCCUUCUCUGGGCCUCGCCGCUGCCACCGCCUCCCUGGGAACCGUAGCCGAGGGCGAGGGGCUGGAGCGGCCGGAGCGGCCGGGGCGGCCGGAGCGGGCGGGGAGGCGCGGGGCGCCGGGGCAUAGGGAGCGCGCCCAGCCCAGCCCGGGAUCAGAUAACAGCCGGCGGGGGAGGGGGUGGACCAGCAGCACUCACAGCCGGACGGAGGGACGGACGCCAGCCGCGCCGGCCAGAGCGAGCGCCCCGCGGCCGGGGGCGCCGUCCAGGCGCGCGCCCCGGACCCGUGGCUGGACGGGGGCGAUUGGCGCCCCGGACCGACGCGCCCCUCAGCAUGGAGCGCCCCCGGGGUCUGCCCUGAGGCGGCGGCGGCGGCGAUGCAGCCAGCGCAGCAGCUGCUUGGGCCAGGAACGGCCGCCCGGAGCUCGGAGGACGUGGAGCGCACCGCGCCCGGGGCGCUGACCGAGGGCCCUCCAGCCACCAACUCCUCUGCAGCUGGCACCUGGGAGAUGGCAGCCUUGAAGAUGGCCACUGCCUGGUCCGCAGCGCUACUUAGAGGAUAGGAGUCAAGAGGAGCUGCCCCGCCCGGAGCUGGCCUGGGGGCAGGCCAGGGUACCCCCGCCCCCGGGAUGACUGCGGCCGGCCGUGCCAACCCCUACAGCAUUGUGUCGUCGGAGGAGGACGGGCUGCACCUGGUCACCAUGUCGGGCGCCAAUGGCUUUGGCAACGGCAAGGUGCACACGCGGCGCCGGUGCCGGAACCGCUUCGUCAAGAAGAACGGCCAGUGCAACAUCGAGUUUGCCAACAUGGACGAGAAGUCACAGCGCUACCUGGCCGACAUGUUCACCACCUGCGUGGACAUCCGCUGGCGCUACAUGCUGCUCAUCUUCUCGCUGGCCUUCCUUGCCUCCUGGCUGCUGUUUGGUGUCAUCUUCUGGGUCAUUGCUGUGGCCCACGGGGACCUGGAGCCAGCGGAGGGCCGCGGCCGCACGCCCUGCGUGAUGCAGGUGCACGGCUUCAUGGCGGCCUUCCUGUUCUCCAUCGAGACGCAGACCACCAUCGGCUACGGCCUGCGCUGCGUAACGGAGGAGUGCCCGCUGGCCGUCUUCAUGGUGGUGGCGCAGUCCAUCGUGGGCUGCAUCAUCGACUCCUUCAUGAUCGGCGCCAUCAUGGCCAAGAUGGCGCGGCCCAAGAAGCGGGCACAGACGCUGCUGUUCAGCCACAAUGCGGUGGUGGCGCUGCGGGACGGCAAGCUCUGCCUCAUGUGGCGCGUGGGCAACCUGCGCAAGAGCCACAUCGUGGAGGCCCACGUGCGGGCGCAGCUCAUCAAGCCCCGCGUCACGGAGGAGGGCGAGUACAUCCCGCUGGACCAGAUCGACAUCGACGUGGGCUUCGACAAGGGCCUGGACCGCAUCUUCCUGGUGUCGCCCAUCACCAUCCUGCACGAGAUCGACGAGGCCAGCCCACUGUUCGGCAUCAGCCGGCAGGACCUGGAGACGGACGACUUCGAGAUUGUGGUCAUCCUGGAGGGCAUGGUGGAGGCCACGGCCAUGACCACGCAGGCCCGCAGCUCCUACCUGGCCAAUGAGAUCCUGUGGGGCCACCGCUUUGAGCCCGUCCUCUUCGAGGAGAAGAACCAGUACAAGAUUGACUACUCGCACUUCCACAAGACGUACGAGGUACCGUCCACGCCCCGCUGCAGCGCCAAGGACCUGGUGGAGAACAAGUUCCUGCUGCCCAGUGCCAACUCCUUCUGCUACGAGAAUGAGCUGGCCUUCUUGAGCCGCGAGGAGGAGGACGAGGCGGAUGGAGACCAGGGCAGACACAGCCCCCAGGCCAGGCAUGACUUUGACCGGCCCCAGGCCGGUGGCGCCACCCUCGAGCAGCGGCCCUACAGACGGGAGUCAGAAAUCUGAGCCAUCGAGGGCCAAGGUGCAGCACCGCCCCGCCGGGGAGAGGCCCCUGUCCUGCGAGGGCCCCGGGCCUGAGCAGAGCCGGCUUGGGCCCCGGCUGCAGACUCAGUAGAGUUGUAGAUGUUUUACGUUUCUUCACAAUGGCCUCAGGAGGUUGGUGGGAGAGUGGGCGGCUGGAGCGGCUUCAGAGGCUGGAGCAGGCAGAGGGGCAGGAAGGUGGCCUCCUGGGGGCCGGGCCACAGAAGCCAGGGGCUUCUGCCUGAGUUUGGAGCUGCAGCCUGCCCAGAAAUGCUAGCCAGCCACCCAGCCUCUGUGGGCGAAGGCUGGCAGGCUGCAGGGCGCCUCAUUGGUUUUUAACUUGGGGAGAAAGUUAAAACUUUUGGUUUUGGCUUUCUCAACCUUAGUUUGAGUAAGACAGUUUACAAAAAAAAAAAAAAAAUUAACAUGUGAGUGAAACAAAUUUUUAUAAUUU